Messenger RNA from Trichophyton verrucosum HKI 0517, 1233 nucleotides. RefSeq lists its product as uncharacterized. Gene Ontology annotation, cellular component: nucleus. Lineage: Eukaryota; Fungi; Ascomycota; Eurotiomycetes; Onygenales; Arthrodermataceae. The transcript has 4 exons. Gene Ontology annotation, molecular function: siRNA binding. Gene Ontology annotation, biological process: regulatory ncRNA-mediated heterochromatin formation. The record is from RefSeq and is a predicted model, not a curated record. The coding region runs from base 1 to 1233 and encodes 410 amino acids.
AUGUUGGACCUCCAGGGACUCUGUUUCUCUUUCCUUCACAUUCCGAGAAAGCUCCAUCUCGCUCUACUACAGCCGGUAUCUCGAGCUACCAAGUCGGUUGUUAAGCGAAGCAUCAUGUUUGUCUUCCGGAGAGAGGACCUGCCCAAGGAUCCCGUGUUUCCUACGAAUCUCAAGCAACUCGGAUAUUUCAUUAAUGACAAGGAUGAGAUACGCAUGAUCUCGAACCCAGAGGAGAAGUUUCUCUAUAGAAUCAACGCCAAUGAGCGCUACAAUGAGCUCCAGAAAGAAGCGAUGAACACUUGCAUUCGAAACAUCGUGAUAUCCCGCCUACAUGAUCAAGGGCUAGAGACAUUGCGGCUGCCUCUCGGGGCCAAAGCAAAUGAACAACACGUACCGAUUCUGGUCUCCCCCACGUUUAAAACAGACAAACGCAUUAUCGUUGUCUUUGGCGAGCCAGUUCAGGAUCUCGGUAUCUGGGCAUACCGGAUUAUUGGCCAUGAAACCAUCAACUCUGGGUCUGCAGUGGACUUCUCAGCAGCUGUCUUAGGCGGUAAAGGUGAAUCUCCAGCACCAGGUCUCAUCCUGACCAACCCUGGGCAAUUAGUUUGGCACUGCGCAGGUGAAAAUGCCAUUUCAUUACCGUCAUGGCUGGCACUCCCUAGGAAACACGCCGUUGACCCGCCUAUGAAGAUGACCGUUCGAAACAAGAUACCCGGGCAUGAAACUUGGCAGGACCAUAUUACGUAUGUUUUUGAUGAGGUGCUGGGUAAACUUGCUCCAGAUGCAAAGAUUGAUAUUAUUGGACUUGCAGAGGGCAGUCUUGCUGCCGUUAGGUACCUGGCUGAACAUUGGUCGACGUGGAAGUCUCGCAUAUCUUCCAUGGCACUUGGUAACCCGUUACAUGACAUGAACCAUCUGCACCCAGCGGAAUUCGCAGAGUUCAUAUCGACUCGUUGCCGCGCUUAUUUGAUCUCUGACAAAGAGUUAGGUCAGCCUGUGGCGGGAAGAUACGAGUAUGGCUGUAACUGUUAUUCGUCUGGAGAGUCGAAAAACGUCGAAUGCAUCAUCCCUCGGGCCUAUGAAAGUAUGCUGAAAUGGAUUGAUGAUAUGCAUGACAAACCGGAACUGAAGGAGACCGAGGUUUUUGUUAGUGAGGACUUUGAGAUUGCUGAACCUGGCGAGGAGUUCGGCGGUGGUAAUGGCAACGGUGCUGUGGUAGAGGAGCUCAACUAG